Hippoglossus stenolepis (Pacific halibut) is the source of this 12681-nucleotide messenger RNA. RefSeq names its product IQ motif and Sec7 domain ArfGEF 1b (gene iqsec1b). The record is from RefSeq and is a predicted model, not a curated record. The transcript has 14 exons. Gene Ontology annotation, biological process: actin cytoskeleton organization; regulation of ARF protein signal transduction. NCBI's taxonomy places the organism in Eukaryota, Metazoa, Chordata, Actinopteri, Pleuronectiformes, Pleuronectidae. Gene Ontology annotation, molecular function: guanyl-nucleotide exchange factor activity; protein binding. Bases 3577 to 6957 code for a protein of 1126 amino acids.
UCUCUAUGAGAAGGGGUUUGGAGUUCAGUAUCUUGUCCUUCGGCAUGCGUAAAGGGGAAGACUGGGAUCCAACUGCCAGUCUUCCUACCGCUCUAACCCCCCAACAUUUAGUCAGAGGCCCAGGGUUAGAACUGCACUAUAGAGAGAAUGUUUAGUGUGUUCUUUAGUCAUUCUUCAUCAAAACAAUGUGACAUAAUGAAUAAAAUGUCUCUAUGCUCUGUUUGGCUGCAUCAUACUCCAGUUGCUCUUCUUCUGUGGACAAUAACUCACGCUGUUACUACCAGUAACCACAGGUGUCAAAAGACCCAGAUAGACAUGUUAAUGAUUAUAAUUAUUAUCAAUUACAGUCAGCCACAUCAUGUUUAAUAGAUUGUUAUAUGAUUGUAGAAUAUUUAAGUGGAUGAUGUUUGGCAUUGAGGCUUUGACGUUUGACGCUCAGUUUAGCACAGCAGGAAUUGGGGAUAGAAUGUUUCUAGUAGAGUAUAAGGUAGAUUCAAGCAGGGUUUGCUAUAUGAACAAUUUGGUGCCAUUUGCAGCAUAUUUGUCAGAGCUCCAUGUUCCCUCUGCCUGGUGAAACUCGGCGAGCUCCUUGUGUCCCUAAUCAGUGCUGCUGUUGUUUUCAGCCACAGACCGUCGCAUCUGGGAGGUGGAUGUGCAGACACAUUUGUCUCCACCUGGCCCAACUCACACAAACUGGUCAAUUUACUUACCAAGCAGACCAGAAAAUGCAAUGUCUGCCAGUGACUCUAUUUUUGUCCCUGCUGAAUGAGAAACAGUCUCAUGCAAUAUGUGGAAUAGGGAGUGUGUGGGAGUGGCACGGCCUCAUCCUGACUGCUGAAGAAGGUGCAGAGGGUGGUACAGGUGGUUCUAGUUGUAGACCAGAUCUGUGACACGCUCCGUCGGGCCUGCUGAGGAGCUGGAACUGAUGCAGGGAUUAACACAAGGACGAGAGACCCUUCUGUUUCCACUUUGGAGUCGAGACAGACUGCGACCGGUGUGUGUGUGGAAGACAAGGCCUUAAAAGAAGCAAAGAACAGUGCUCAACUGAAAGUGUCACCACCACAUUAACCAUCUAACUUGCAUUAAGGUCACACUCUGAGAAUAUGUAACUCAAGUAGUUAUUCCUGUCAUGAACACAGCCCCAUCUGCCUUCUUCAGGUGUUGUCAUUCUGCACACGCACCUAGAAAAGUCAUUAGGGGAACUUGAUGCAAAUUGGUUGAAAAUGAGCCGCAGUGUCAGCAGUGGUGGAAUAAUAAGACUUUUUAUUAUGGAACAACACAAUAGACAGAACUGUGAACGGGAUGCUGUGAGUUUAUGAUGAGAGUCUUUCACUGUAAACCUGUGUCAAUCUGAAAAACACCAACAAACAACUUUGAUAUUCUUACACCAGUUAUUCAUUAUCAGGGGUUCCUCUACCCAUGGGGGGGUGUCAUGCACUUUGUUACGUUUAUGCAGAAACACUGUCUUGUGACCUAUUAGUUUCAAUUCUUAAUGUCUAGGCCGAUGGAGAAACUAUUGUUCAUCAAGAAAUAGUUGUAGCAUCAAAAUAUCCUCUUUUUACCGCUUGUUUACAAAUUUAAUAAACCAGAUAUGUCUUAAUUAGUGAGUUUUGAUCACUAAUGAACUUUGAACAGAGACAACAUGGCUGAUUCCAUGGCUCCAGCUCCAUACUUAACACAGAGACAUACAAACAGAUCUAACACACAGCCAAAGUAGGAGUUGUUUGCAUUUCCUGAAAUGUUGAAUAUUUCUUUAAACAUACACCACUGUAUACUGCUACACUAGUGAAAAUAUUACAUCAGCUUACAAUGAGCUCAUACUGAGAAGAAACUUCAAUUUACUGGCCAGGUUGUUAACAGUGACUUUAAUGGGGUGUAAGUAAUGACACAAUGACCAUAAUCUCAUUGAACUUCAGUUCCUUAUUGGUUAUCUGUCAUUGUCAUUGUCAUGUUGGUGCUGCAUGAGGCUGCCCAUUGCAAUUCCAACUAUAUUGUUAAGGAGACGAUCACAGCUCAGUGCAUACAUUUUAAAUUUGUCACAACACUGUGAUUUGUGAGUGCUCCCCUGGCUCAGUGUUUGGCUCAGAUCCAGUCUCAUCACACCGCCACGAUAACUACCAGUCUGGCUCCUCAGUGUCAUGACAUGAGAAGGACAAAAAUAUCUCAAAGUCUGAUCAGAAGCAACAGCCUCUCUGCAUUCAAACAGAUGCUACCUGGGUGUUAACUGCUGCAGCUUUACCUUAAGCUUCACAGUCACGAUCGAUGCCAAAGGAAACAACGGGGUUGACUUCAAGUUUAAAUUAGUGUUCACUUUCACGUAAACUCUGUCAGACCAGGACUACGAGGCAAUUUUUCAAGGUUUGGGCCAUGGAUGCAGAAAUCACGUUAGGUCCACUCUCCUUGUGCUUCAUUGUUAGCACUGCACAUCCACGAGUGUGUUGUUUUUAUUUCAUAAUUGGAUAUAAGUAACUCCACAUUCACCAUAUUUGUCUCAGCUGCACUUUACAUGAACCUUCACCAUAUGGGAGGCAUUUGCUCCUUUUUAUUAAGCUCUGUAAUGGCCUAUAAGAGAGGCAUUCCACACCUAUUCCCUAUUCCCUCUUACUUAUUAUAUACUGUUAUUAGGAUCAUUUCCACAUUAUGAAGAGUCAUUGAGAAUAUAUUUUCUUCAUGCACCUAAUCCGACCUUAGAGUCAUGGCGGAUCUCAACCAAAACUAAACAAGCUCUCUUAUCAUAUUUCUCUACGCUGCUCGGUUGCUUUGGCAGAUUACAUCUUUGGUCCACUCGAUACACGCCCGUUGUUUGGAGAAUGAUGUCAUUAUGUGGAAAUGGUUAGGCCCCUCUUCCCUUCACUUUUUGGGCCGAGGCUGGGGAAUAGGAGCAAGGGGUGGAGGGGUGGGUGUGAAUCACGCUUAACAUCAGCACAGACAUGGGAGGAGAUGUGAGUCAAACAUUCCCUAUUAACUAUAAUGUUUGUUCUAAGGACAGCCUGGCGGGUCAACUGGGCACGCAGCUGUUGCUUGUUCUUCGCUGUCUGUGAUAAGAUCGUUGAAGAUGUUCUCUCUCGUCUUUGAUCAGCAGUUGAACAGUGCAGAUUAUCAGACUCUGUGUAUGUCUUCCAUAUGAAGCUGAGAGUUGACAUCUGACGGCAGUUGUACGGAUGUAAAGCUCACGUUACUGCAGCCAUACCUCCCCUGUCAUAGCAGCUAAAAUGGUAUAUCCAAUCCAGGGCUUUCCCCAGGCUUCAUCUUUGCCUGAUGCUAUAAAUAGAUCCACCAGAGCUUGCUCCCUCGCCCUCUCUUUGCUCCCUCCCAUUUUUGCUUCUUACUUGUUGCCCCUUCCUGUUUAAGACCCUCUUGAUCUGUGGGACACCAGUACUCCUGCUGCCAUACGACCCAGUUUCCUCUGGAGGAAUCCCUCCCUCUUCCUGAGAGCGCCCCUCCUCGCUGGGAUGAAAGAAGGCCAGAGUUGGAGAAGGUGUCCGAGCAGUAUGGUUAGUCUGUGAAAGCUACGUUUAGCCCCGGGAUGGAGUAGCAGAGAUCAGUGGGUCUGGUGUAGGGAGCUCAGAGGGCAACAUGUGGUGUCUGCAGUGUGCCUCUGACAGGAGUCAGUCCUUACUGGAGCUGGAAUCAGACGGCUGUGUGGAAGGUGAUGCUCCAGGCAGCGAGGUGGGCGCCUCUGUGGACCCCAGCAGCGGCUACAGUUGCGUCCCAGUGACCCACAGCGGCGGGCUCGGCCACGACCACCUGGACAGCCAGUUCUACGGGCACAUCCUGCUGCCCGGCCACCCGCGGCCCCGUCGACCCAAGCUCCAGCACUCCCAGUCCAUCCUCCGCAAGCAGGCAGAGGAGGAGGCAAUCAAGCGCUCCCGCUCGCUGUCAGAGAGCUAUGAGCUCUCAUCGGACCUACAGGACAAGCAGGUGGAGAUGCUAGAGCGUAAAUAUGGUGGGCGUUUCAUAACUCGGCAUGCAGCCCGUACCAUCCAGACAGCCUUCCGCCAGUAUCAGAUGAACAAAAACUUUGAGCGUCUUCGAAGCUCUAUGUCUGAGAACCGUAUGUCCAGACGGAUCGUCCUAUCCAAUAUGAGAAUGCAGUUUUCCUUUGAAGGACCUGAAAAAGUCCACAGCUCCUACUUUGAGGGAAAGCAGGUCUCACUCACAGAUGACGGCACCAAAAUCGGUGCACUGGUGCAGUCAGAACACGGUGGAGAGAUGGGGGUGCAGGCCAAGACCCCCACGACACAGAGUGACUUUACAGAUGCUAUCACAGAACUAGAAGAUGCCUUCUCCAGACAGGUCAAAUCUCUAGCUGAGUCCAUAGAUGAUGCUCUAAACUGUCGCAGUCUGCAUGGUGAGGACAGCCACUCUGAGCCAGGGAGAGGUCACCAGGAUAUGAACAGGGAAGUCAGCUGCCAGGUGAAACCCUCCCACAGCGCCUCAGAUCACCGCAAGUUGGAUGAGAUGACAGCUUCCUACAGUGAUGUAACCCUUUACAUUGAUGAAGAGGAGCUGUCACCACCCCUGCCUCUAUCUCAGUCUGUAGACCGACCCUCCAGCACAGAAUCAGACUUGCGUCACCGCUCUCUCAACUCCUCCCAGGAUUACUGGUCUCUAGCUCAUAAAGAUGAGAAAGGGGACACUGACACCAGUUGCCGCAGUACACCUUCCUUGGAAUGCCAAGAGCAGCGUUUGCGGGUAGACCACCUACCCCUACUGACCAUUGAGCCUCCCAGCGACAGCUCGGUGGAACUGAGCGAUCGCUCUGACCGCAGCUCCUUGAAGAGACAGAAUGCCUACGACCGAAGCAUCAGCAACCAGCAGAGCCCCAAAAACAUCAGCCACGGUUUGCCGCCCCGUGGGCCUUCCAGAGAGGAAGACGCUUCCCGCCAUCGACCGCGACAACUGGAGGCUCACCUGGCCAUCAACGGAACUGCAAACCGUCAAAGCAAAUCAGAGUCGGAUUUCUCUGACGGGGACAACGAUAGCAUCAACAGCACGUCCAACUCCAACGACACCAUCAACUGUAGCUCUGAGUCCUCAUCCAGAGACAGCUUGAGGGAACAGACUCUCAGCAAGCAGACAUACCACAAAGAGACUCGCAACAGCUGGGACUCACCUGCUUUUAGCAAUGACAUCAUCCGUAAAAGGCACUACCGCAUUGGCCUAAACCUCUUCAACAAGAAACCAGAAAAAGGCACCCAGUAUCUGAUAGAGCGGAACUUUGUCCCAGACACUCCAGUGGGUGUGGCCCACUUCCUGCUUCAGAGGAAGGGCCUGAGUAGGCAGAUGAUUGGCGAGUUCCUGGGUAAUAGACAGAAGCAGUUCAACCGAGACGUCCUAGAUUGUGUGGUGGAUGAAAUGGACUUCUCAGCUAUGGAGCUGGACGAAGCGCUCAGGAAAUUCCAGGCUCACAUCAGAGUCCAGGGAGAAGCGCAGAAGGUCGAGCGGCUGAUCGAGGCCUACAGCCAGCGCUACUGUAUCUGCAACCCUGGUGUGGUGCGACAGUUCAGGAACCCCGACACCAUCUUCAUCCUGGCCUUUGCCAUCAUCCUCCUCAACACGGACAUGUACAGCCCCAACGUCAAGCCUGAGAGGAAGAUGAAGCUGGAGGACUUUGUUAAAAACCUUAGAGGAGUGGAUGACGGGGAGGACAUCCCCCGAGAGAUGCUGGUAGGAAUAUAUGAGCGGAUUCGCAAGCGGGAGCUCAAGACUAAUGAAGACCAUGUGUCUCAGGUUCAAAAAGUGGAAAAACUCAUUGUAGGGAAAAAGCCGAUCGGCUCUUUACAUCACGGUUUGGGCUGUGUACUCUCCCUACCCCACCGGAGACUGGUGUGUUACUGCAGACUUUUUGAAGUGCCCGACCCCAACAAACCACAAAAGUUGGGCCUGCACCAAAGGGAGAUCUUCCUCUUUAAUGACCUCCUAGUGGUGACUAAAAUCUUCCAGAAGAAGAAGAACUCAGUGACGUACAGCUUUCGGCAGUCUUUCUCACUUUAUGGCAUGCAGGUGGUGCUCUUUGAGAACCAGUAUUAUCCUAAUGGAGUUCGCCUGACCUCGGCCGUUCCCGGAGCUGACAUCAAAGUCCUCAUCAACUUCAACGCACCCAAUCCUCAGGACCGCAAAAAGUUUACCGAUGAUUUGCGAGAAUCCAUUGCUGAAGUCCAAGAGAUGGAGAAGUAUCGGAUAGAAUCUGAGCUAGAAAAACAGAAGGGUGUGGUGAGGCCAAGCAUGUCCCAGAGUUCGGGGUUAAAGAAGGAAACAGGAAACGGCAACCUGAGUCGAGUGAGCCUCGACGACAGCUACGCCAUCGGUGAAGGCUUGAAGAGGAGCGCCCUCAGCAGCUCCCUGCGUGACCUCUCAGAUGCAGGCAAGCGUGGGAGACGCAGCAGUGCAGGAUCACUAGACAGCAAUAUGGAAGGGUCCAUCAUUAGCAGCCCUCACAUGCGGCGGAGAGCCCCCUCCAGCCGAGACUGCCCGUCUCGCCACAGUGGCCAGUCGCUGCCCAACUCCUCGUCUCUGCUUGGAUCUUUGUUUGGCACGAGGCGCCUGAAGUCGCCCAGCCCCACCCCUCAGGCCCUGCACCCCACCCUCAUCUCCCACACCCCGCACCCCACCAACCUGCACCACACGGCCCGCGUCGAGGCCGACACGCCGGGCCCAUUGCACCCACACCACGCCCAGUUCUGCCACAUUACCCAGAACCCCCCGCCUUACCAUCACCACCACCACUACCACCCGCCCGCCCACUUGCAGCACCCUCCGCACCAGUUCCACCCGGCCCCGUCUCACACCCAGCAGCCGUCGUAUCCGGCUCACCCGCAGCACGGCCACGGCAGCCACCCAGCGCACUCUACCCACCCUGCCCACGGCCCCCACCAUCACGGCCCACCACCACCACCCACCCAGGCCCCCAGCAGCACCAAGCCCAAGCACAGCGGCAUCAGUACAGUUGUGUAAGGCGCAGGGGGUGGGGGCUCACUCUGGGCUCUCUGACUGAACUUUAAUUUGUCCUCCAAGGCUCUCGGCUGAUGAGACGGUUCUCACUGUGCAUCACUGGUCUGGGGAUGUAAAGCCAGACAUCAUCCUGCGUCUCCUUCAGCAUUUUUCGUCACGCUCAUCACUGGGACAGUUUAUUCAUCACAUUUGUUUUGUCUUAUUCCUUCCGUUUCAUUUCAAGUAAAUCACGUCUGUCUGACAACAGCGCAAGAGCAUGCACAAAGACCACAAGUCCUUUUCCAUCACAAUUAAUCUCAGAACAUGAUCAAAUAUCUCACUUAAUAGUAUUUUACACAAGAAGUAAAUAUCGUCUACAAAGUGAUUUUAUCUCUCUUGUCAGGGUGGUUUGGCUGAACACAGACAGACAGACAGACGGUGGGUCAGCCUCAGCAGUAGCUGUACGAGUAUUUAAUGUAGCCGUAGCUCACAGUGCACUGUGAUAUCUCUGUUAGCAGUGAUAAAUGUGCCAAUUAUUGAAGCAUUUACUAAUUUAGUCACAAAAAUCGCUUUAUGUAUAUUGUGCAUAGUAUUUUGUAAAAUAAUAAUAUCAGCUGUUAAUAUAAUUAUUAUUAUUAUUACGGAACAAAUGGCAUCAAUUAAAACUCUCAGUAUUACACUCGCACAUAGGUGGCGUAGUUUCACACUUCUGAAAUCAAUCAGUUCGGCAAUUCAGUGAUCCACCACUGGAACACUAAUGGAAAUGGUUGCCUUUGAGUUAGAACUCGGGAUUGUUGACGGCCAGUGCUCACCCGCCUGCGUACAGUCUCAUCCUCAUCCAUGCACUUCAUUGGUUCAUUGGAGUCCUGUUUCCCGCUCUGGAAACAGGAAGCCACAGCGAGCUGCUGAGCAAACAGAUUCACCUGAAUGUCCGACCUCCAGUACCGGCUGCUUGUGCGCCGUCAUUUUAUUUUUUUAACUAUUUUUUAAGAAUCCGAUAUAAAAAUACGAAAUGCUCUAUAUUUUCUGUUCUACCCCAACCUGGUAGGAUUCUUCAAGUCUGCUCGGCAGGAGGAGGUUUUUUGAUGAAGUCUGUGUAGCAGGGAAACAGCAACAUGACUGUCCAAGUGUCUGUCCUGAUGUGGAAGCUCUCAGCUGGCUGAGUGUGCCCUGUCCGUCUUUAGUUCCACUGUGCUUCUCCUGAGCAGCCAGCGCGGCGUGCAGCGCUGUUUACUCCCUCCAUCGGACUUUUCCUCCGAGCCAUGCGGAUGCCACAGAAAUCAAUAAUUAUCACUCUGUGAUGGCGGCAGCUCUCUUACGCUUCACUCACCGCAAAUGGCAGUUUUAUAUCAAUCAUGUUUCUGACAUAUUAUGGGAUGGCUGGUCGUACCUCCCAGGCUUCCUGUGCACAGUAUCUGUUGUGUGUGUGCAGGGUGGAGGCAGAGGGCCGGUGUCGUAGAGCAUAUUUUCUGUUGACAGUGACGCAGACAGCACUUGUUUUACUUAGUUGAUAUCAAUGGCAGAGGUUAGUCUGUAUCUGCUUAAAGACUACGAGAUGGGUUUUUUUAUUUGUGCAAUAUGUAUUUACUUUUUAUGUCUCUGAGCAAUUGCAAUCUGGUGGUUGUUCCGUUUUGUUUAGUUCUGUUAGUUUUGUCGUUUUGCCCCCGCAGUCCUUUGUCAUUUCUCCCAUCUAUGUAUCAGCGAAGUGCAAGUGUCCACACUGAUCUGAAAGGACUGGACCCUCCACACGGAAAAAGAAUGUCAAACAAAGUAACUGCAUGUAACAAUGUACUUUUGAGGCAAAUUUCUGACUGUUGUGUAUUCCCAAACUAUAUCAGAGUUGACAGUUGUGAAAAAUGAAUGGUAGAGUAGUUAUGGCUUCUUCGAUUACAGUUAACAGAAGUCAACGUAUUUGUGUCCCUUAUGGAGGAAAACUGAGCCUGUAUCAGUUCCUAAUCCACAAAGAGUAGUUUCAUGGAUCUGAGUGUACAACAGUAGUCAGAGCCGGAACGUUCUUUGCCAACAGAAAUUUGUGUUAUCUUUAUACAGCCGGUGUGGUGACAGAUGUGCUCUGCCAUCUGGAAAUCAGAGAGAUAAUUGACCGACAGCAGACAGUGUAACGAAAUGAGCUCUCUUAUCGUUAUAUUUAUCAUCUGUCUCUGUCAAUGGCUCUCACGUUACUGUUGUCAAGUGACACCCAGUAGAUCUGCGUUCUUUAAGAGGACCACAUCUUUCCCCAAGCUUUCCAAGGUACCAUCUUCUAAUAACCCUUCAUAAUCCGUUUUUAAAAUUGUAACUAAUCUAAUUAAUCUGUUAAGUUAUUUCACUGUCAAUGUUGAUCGUAGUUAAUAAGCCUUUUACUGCUGCUUCCUACAUUUACAUUUCAGCCCUUUACAAAAACACCUUUUUGUUCCCAAACAAAACUCCCUGAACUGUUAUUUAUCCUCCAACCAAUGUUAGUAAGUCAUCUACAAUUAUAGAUGUUAACUUCAAUAAUGCAUCAAGUCUGCAGUUGAAAAUGUAUGAUAUGAGAUUUUAGAUAGGGAUCUUCAGCUGUAUUCCUGAAGUUAAAGGUGUCCUGUGGAGUUUUUGACCACUAGUAGCGCUGUGGUGCAAUGUUUAUACAGGUGGGUCCCCGUUUUGUUUCUGUUGUCACUGUGCACAAGAAAAUGCAUACAUGUGCACAAGCACGUAGAGGAUGCAACACACAUUCCUGUUGCCCACCUCCACACUGAUCCGCUAAUCGACAGGUGGCAGAAGAAGCAAAGUGAAGAAAGACAAAUGCAGACUAGCAAAGGUUGAUGUAAACAUUGCACGAUGGAGAAUAUACUCAAAUAUGUGCGUUGUUGGAUGACAUUAAGAUUGAUUGCUUAUUUAAAUGAAAACUCCAUGAGGCAGCUUUAAGUGGUCACAGUCUUCAUGAAGAGCUAAAGAGUUUGCAGAUACAAUUAAAGCAUUUGUCACGCAGGGCAGGGUUUCCUGCAAAUCUCACAGUUAAGUGUCGUCUAUUUACCGACACUGGCUGUUGCUAAGGCGUUCCUCUACUCACUAAACUGAUCACAUGUUGGGACGCUUGAGGAUCUGAGUGGAGUUCCACUUCUGAAAAGCAAUUCUUGGAUAACACUAGUUCAUAACCUGGUGUAUUACUGAACUAUAAAGCAUUUGUAUUCAGUUGCCAUCAAAGAAAUUAUUGGUUACAGCUUAUGUAUUCUUUAUAAAUGGUGUCUUAUUAGGAAGUGGUACCAUUUUCAGAAUAUUUCUCACAAUCUAAUUUUUAUUUUGCAGUACUUCAUGUAUCUCAGAUGUAUCAAAUAUACCCCGUUACUUUUAUUUCAAUGCAGUCAGGAAAGUGCCAGUGUUACAUGGUCAUUACAUUUUGAAUCAGUUUUAUACCAAAUAAAUUGGGGACCAAAUUUAAUCGAGACAACCACAACGCUUCAUUUGACAAAUUCUGUCAUCAGAGCAGCGUCUGAUUAUCACUGACUAGUGUUUAAUUAGUAAUGGUGCAGACACGAGCCAAGAAGGAAGCUAUAGCUUUAUUAAAUAUUGAUAGUCUAGUUCUCCAGAUGACGUCUCAUCGAAGUGUUCUCAGCAACGACCCUUCAGUCCCUUGGAAAACUGAUCUAUUGUCAAACCUGUCCAGAGUCUGUGUGAGGUGCUUUGUUGCAUGCCAUUGAUGCCUACCAUUUCUUUCUUUUCUCUUCUUUUCUUUUGUAUUGUUGUUCUCUCCAGCAGCGGCUUGACUAGACCCUAAACUUUCAUCGUAUAGUUUUGAUUUCUCUGACUGAUGCUUGUUUACAUUUAGAUGAGCCCUGGCCUGCUAGUGUGUCUUUUCAUCGCAAGCCGUGUCAUUCUACCCCGGCAUGCAUCUCACCUCUGUCCCCACUGUACAGUAUAAAGACGUGGCAGUACGCUGCUGCUGCUGAGUGUAAAUAACAAAAUCCAUGUUGGGAAAUCUAAUGUAACUAGAUGAAGUAAAGAGGGUUCGACAGGGAGGGGACAUUUUAAAAGUGGGUGGGAAGUAAAGAAUGAGAAACCAUAUGUAAAUAGUCUGUAAAUUAUUAUCAUUAUUAUUAAUAUUAUUAUUACUACUACUACUCAAUGUCUGCAGUUACAUUGAAGGUGCAUUCCUGCUCCCCUCUGAUAUUUACAUAAUCAUCAAACUGCUUCUCUCUGCCUCCGACAGGACUGAAUUAUCAUAGGAUCUAGAGAUGAACAGCCAACUGUUACACAGUUAAACGCCGCUUCUCACUUAUUCCCUGAGAUGCCCCUGUUGUCUCACGCUCACAGCCCACUUUUCAAGUCAAAGGGAAGGGAGGAGUGCUCUUAUUUUAUUAUGCAUUCUGUUUCUAAGUAGACAAAACCCUAUUGAUGUAAAACUAGUACUGUGACGAUGUUGAGAACGCGAAAUAAAACGAUAUACUGUAAAACCUGAGCUGCGUCUGGGCGUCCCUUCAUUUUGGUUUCCUGGUCUCAGUUGAAUGAGUGGGUAAGUCCAGUAAUCCCACUUUCUGAAGGGAGGUUCCAGCUAAAUGGGCUGCAGGACUCCUGAGACCACACAGGGCUUUUCUUCUACUGGCCCCCAGAGUCGCAGCAGUGCCCUUAUUCCCAAAAGUGGUUAAAAAGUCUGAGGACCACACUAUAAAUGAUUUCUUUCCAAAAAAAAGCAAGCAGUCCUGUUUCCUUAUGAUACUUUGUCACCUAAAUGUGGCCCCAGAGUCCUACAGGAGAAGAAGUGGGUGUUCCCAAUUCAUAACCGUAAUUACUUUGAGCACAAAGUAGUAUAUUUCUGUAUUCUUUUAGGUAAAGUUAAUGGAGUAUUUUGACUUCAAUAUUUCUUCAACAAAUCACUGAGUCAACGAUUUACGACCGAAUAUUAGGGCUAUUUAAAGGGAAAAAACAAUUCGGAAAUUUCAGAGUAAAGUCGUAGUACUAUAAGAAAAAAGUCAUAAUAUUAGAGAAUAAAGUUAUAAUUUUAGGCUAUGUGUCACUUUACAGGGGGAAUAUCUGAACAUUGGCCUGUUGCCUGUGUUAAAAUGAGGAAUGUGGAGCAUUUAGUUACAUUAUACUUUAGUGUAGAUUUCAACAAAAUAAUGAAUCUUUUGGCAAAUCAGCACCACAUUAUUUUAAGUGUCAGGACUUGAUUGUGUGAGAAAGACUCACACAGACAUGGAGGAUAGUGCCUCUUUUGUUGCAGCGGAAAUAAUUGUAGUGGUCGACAGUGAGGUUAUCAUUGGUAACAUGCUGUGUCGUUUCUCAAAAAACUGAGAUUGAUAAUCAAGAUUUUGGAUCCAGAAGCAGUGGAUCUUUUGCAAGCAUGGCUUCCCCUUUGAUGGUUAUUACCGAAAAAAUGUUUCUUUAUUCUUGAAAUAUUAAGAAUUUUUUCUUAUAAAAUUAAAACUUUAAUCUCAUAAUAUUGUGACAUUAUUCUCAAAAUCUCAAGACUUUUUCCAUCAUGGUUUCAUACUCUACUAAUACAUCAUAACAAUUAACCCUUGAGCCAAGAUUUCUGAAAUAUUAAUGUCAAGAAGUCAAGUUCCUAUACAACCACAUCCCACAAUGCAUUUUGACACCAAAACAAAACUCUCCCACACUCUGUGUAUUAUCUUUUUUCUGCAUUUGUACCUAUUCACUCAACUGAUCAAUCAUUUCGUUUUCUGUGAAUUGUAUCUCCCAAUAUAGUGCUGGUCACAGAAUCUAUGUAUUUACUGCUCAAAACAGCCAAAUAAAAGUAUAUUUGGACUAAAA